AUGCCGCCGUGCCCUCCAGCAGUCUGUCAGCACGCCGCCGUGCCCUCCAGCACUGUGUCCGCACACCGCCGUGCCCUCCAGCACUGUGUCUGCACGCCGCCGUGCCCUCCAGCACUGUGUCUGCACACCGCCGUGCCCUCCAGCACUGUGUCCGCACACCGCCGUGCCCUCCAGCACUGUGUCCGCACACCGCCGUGCCCUCCAGCAGUGUGUCCGCACGCCGCCGUGCCCUCCAGCAGUGUGUCAGCACGCCGCCGUGCCCUCCAGCACUGUGUCCGCAUGCCGCCGUGCCCUCCAGCAGUGUGUCUGCACGCCGCCGUGCCCUCCAGCACUGUGUCCGCACGCUGCCGUGCCCUCCAGCAGUGUGUCCGCACGCCGCCGUGCCCUCCAGCAGUGUGUCAGCACGCCGCCGUGCCCUCCAGCACUGUGUCCGCAUGCCGCCGUGCCCUCCAGCAGUGUGUCUGCACGCCGCCGUGCCCUCCAGCACUGUGUCUGCACGCCGCCGUGCCCUCCAGCACUGUGUCCGCACACCGCCGUGCCCUCCAGCAGUGUGUCCGCACGCUGCCGUGCCCUCCAGCAGUGUGUCAGCACGCCGCCGUGCCCUCCAGCAGUGUGUCCGCACGCCGCCGUGCCCUCCAGCAGUGUGUCAGCACGCCGCCGUGCCCUCCAGCACUGUGUCUGCACGCCGCCGUGCCCUCCAGCAGUGUGUCUGCACGCCGCCGUGCCCUCCAGCACUGUGUCUGCACGCCGCCGUGCCCUCCAGCACUGUGUCUGCACGCCGCCGUGCCCUCCAGCACUGUGUCAGCACGCCGCCGUGCCCUCCAGCAGUGUGUCAGCACGCCGCCGUGCUCUCCAGCACUGUGUCAGCACGCUGCCGUGCCCUCCAGCACUGUGUCUGCACGCCGCCGUGCUCUCCAGCACUGUGUAACCCUUGUGAGAGGUGCACUUGACGACCCAAAGGCUUCAUGA
Messenger RNA from Acomys russatus (golden spiny mouse), 969 nucleotides. Its product is annotated as keratin-associated protein 10-11-like. The coding region runs from base 1 to 969 and encodes 322 amino acids. The transcript is spliced from 2 exons. The record is from RefSeq and is a predicted model, not a curated record. NCBI's taxonomy places the organism in Eukaryota, Metazoa, Chordata, Mammalia, Rodentia, Muridae.